CUGAUCCCGGCCCAGAGUCCAGCCUGGGGUGGACGGGCUUUGCUUCAGGCAUUGGAGCCUCCGGCUACAGUUCUCUUCACCUUCCUCGCAGCAAAAGAUUCUGUGGCGCUGCCUUGUGCGGAGAACGUGACAGUGUAGCACCCGAUCUCACAGCCCGAGACUCGUUCUGACACUCCAGAGUGUUUUACAUCUACACCUCUUUAGUAAAUGUCACUCUUCCAAAUAGUUAGCAUCUGCAGUUAUUCAACUGAGCAUUCUUUAGUACAGCUCUGAUUUUAUUUCAAUUGUCAUUUCAGCUAUUGUAAUUUCUUGGUGUUAGCAGAGCAUGUGCGGCUCCUCUUAUCCGGGGAAGGCAAUUGUGGAGAGCUUGUCUCUCUGGUGGCUCCUUCUCUCCUGGAUAACACAGUGGGUUGGCCUGCAGGUGCAUAAGCUGCAGGCAGCUGCCCUCCUGGCCCUGUCCUGCCCUUCCUGGAGGGAUACCAUUCCGAGGUGAUGGCUGGAGGAAACGAGCGGAGCACGAAGGCCCUGAAGGAAGUGUGGAAAAGAGCAGAGAACUCUUUGUGUGCGGACUGUGGGAAGCCAGAUCCUGAUUGGGCAUCCUCUACUUUGGGUGUCUUUAUAUGCCUCAGCUGUUCAGGAAUUCACCGCAACAUCCCCAGCAUCAGCAAAGUCAAAUCCCUGAAGAUGGACUACUGGGAUGAUGCUCAGGUGCAGUUUCUGGCCAAGCAUGGGAAUGCUGUGACUAAAGCCGUCUAUGAAGCUCACAUCCCUAUUUACUAUUACCAGCCAACCUACAAUGACUGCCAAGUACUGAGAGAACAGUGGAUACGGGCCAAAUAUGAACGCAAAGAAUUUACUGAGCCGGGAAAACAGCUGCCAUAUUCUGAUGGGGUGAAGGAAGGCAUCCUUUGGAAGCGAGGUCGAGACAACGGGCAGUUCCUACCCCGCAAGUUCCUCUUGUCUGAGAGAGAGGGAUGUCUGAAGUAUUUCACCAAGCAGGAUGCCAAAGAACCCAAAAUCAAUGUUAAAAUAGAUGUCAUCAAUGCUACAUUCCAGCCAGAGAAGAUUGGGAACCCCAAUGGCCUGCAGAUCACUUAUCUCAAAGACAAUAAGACCCGGAAUAUAUUUGUCUACCAUGAAAGUGGAAAGGAGGUAGUGGACUGGUUCAAUGCCAUCCGCUCUGUGCAGUUCCAUUACCUGAAGGUAGCAUUUCCCAUUGCCAGCGAUAAUGAGAUUAAAAAUCGUCUGACAAGAAACUUCCUGAAGGAGGGAUAUAUGGAGAAGACUGGUCCCAAGCAGAGAGAGGCUUUUAAGAAGCGCUGGUUCACGCUGGAUCACCGCAGGCUCAUGUACUUCAAGGAUCCUCUGGACGCAUUUGCUAAGGGUGAGGUAUUUGUGGGCAGUGGAGAGAAUGGAUAUAGUGUCCAGAAGGGAUUGCCUUCAGGGACACAGGGCAACUUCUCUUGGCACUACGGCAUCACCAUUGUCACCCCUGACCGGGAAUACCUCUUCACCUGCGAGACAGAGGCUGACCAGCUGGAGUGGAUCAGAGCCUUCACUAGUGUCAUCAACCAGGCCAUGACACCACAGGAAUAUGCAAUUGAAGCCUACUUCAAGUUUAAAUCCUAGGAAGCUAUGCAGGAAUCUCGCUAUGACUCGACUCUACCUUGUCCUAUUGGGUGGCUGUCAGGACAGGAGAAGAGAUUGACAUCAGAGAAACACAGUACUCUUGGAGCGCCCUUUGAAGCACUUUUGCCCCCAUAGAAUAUCCACUUUAUUUUGAGGGCCCAAUUAAGCUGCUUCUUUUCAAGUGCAAGAUUUUGUGCGUCUGAAUCCUCAGUACAACCUGUCCCUAUUAAAUUGCUGUGAUCUAACUGGAUACUGACAGGUCUUGCCUGUCAGUCGGGCCUUGAAAACUUUGGCACUUACUAUGUUGGACAUGGGACCUAGCAUGAAACUCCUGCAUGAAACUGCAGACAGCCACCCACCUGACGAAAGAAAACAGAUGUCUGGCUGGAGCCAGGCACCCCAGCAGGCUACAGGAGCUGCUGGACUAAAAAAGCCUGUACCUUUACAAGAAAUAUCAUACCUGCUGGUGACAGAAAUGUGAAACAUCUAGAUAUUUGAUCAGUUAGUGUAAUGGUUGAGAAAGGUCACUUAAAAGAUGUAACACAACAGCCGAAUGUGAGGCCUGUUUCCUUAUGCCAUGGAUGGUCUGGAAAGCUUCUUCAGAUGACAUUUGUGUGCAGACCUUCCACCAAAUGCUUCAGAGAAGAUUAAGCAAUUGUCUCAAAAAAAUGUGGACGUACAUUUGGGUAUGUGGAUAAUGUGUGUGCACACAUAAGAAAAAGUGAUGGAGGCAGAAUACUGUCCUAGGGAAGAUACUGUGAGGGAUAUUCAUGCCACUGAAGAUCAUCUGCCAAACUCAAAUCUCUAUCAAACCAGUGGAGAGGGGUUGGGUCUUGCAGAGAGGAACUGAUAACGUGUAUAGAGUUCAGAGUCUGCUCUAUCUCUCCUAGAGCCUAGGGUUGAUGCCUGAAUAUAGUAAUACAUGGAUCUCUGCUCCCUCAUUCUCUGUAUGUCAAAGGCCUGGCACUUUCAUUCUGACCUUCACAUUGCAUGUGUUUAUCUUGUAUAUCACACAUACAUAUCGUUGUAUGCAGUAGUAUAACAGGAGAGGUCUGUAUGUUCAUGUUCUAUUAGUAAGAGUUAGCCUAAAACACUAAAUCAAUCCAUGAUUCAUGUCUUAAAGCUCAUCUCUUAAAGCUCUCUUGGGAAAGCUGUGUUUCACAUGCUGGAAGGAGUAGCUGAGUUCUGCUGGUGACUGUCAUAUCUGAUGUAUUUGCAGUCUUACGCAGGCAGUGUGAGAGAAGGUAUCUCAUGUGUUAAGGGAAGCUAACUGGAAUUAAUGAGCCAACCAGUAUUUUAAUUAGCUCCUAAAGAAAUAAAUUUAAAAAUCCCAUUGUAA
Molecule: messenger RNA, 2968 nt
Organism: Sturnus vulgaris (Common starling)
Lineage: Eukaryota; Metazoa; Chordata; Aves; Passeriformes; Sturnidae
Source: RefSeq, a predicted model, not a curated record